Bubalus bubalis (water buffalo) is the source of this 954-nucleotide messenger RNA. RefSeq lists its product as uncharacterized. Gene Ontology annotation, molecular function: serine hydrolase activity. The coding region runs from base 478 to 954 and encodes 158 amino acids. Lineage: Eukaryota; Metazoa; Chordata; Mammalia; Artiodactyla; Bovidae. The record is from RefSeq and is a predicted model, not a curated record. The transcript has 2 exons.
CAGAAGCUUAAAGGGCCCUCCGAGAGCUAAUCCCAGCCGCAGCCAUCUGAGAGCGGAUGUGUGUGGGGGAAACGCGUGGGCGAGCGGAGGCCCACCUACCACUCCUCCUUCCUCUGGCCUCCAGGGUGCGGCCAUGGCCCCGCUGCUCCCCGCUGAUGUGACGGUGACCCGGCUCUCCCGCUCCAUCCACCUGUACUGCAGGCCGGGUCGGCGGGGUCCCCAGGGCCCCGCCCACUGCUCCUGCUCCUGCCGUGGCUGGGGGCGAGGCCAGCUGCCCAGGGGGAGUACCUGCAGCUGUACCUGGCCUGCGGCUUCGACGUGCUGGCCGUGGAGAGCGCGCUGAGCCACUUCCUGUGCCCACGCCGGGGCCUGAGGUGGGCUGCCCACGUGCUGGCACUGCUGCAGGGGCCUGGGGCCCUGGCCAGCCGCCCACUGGUGGUGCACGCACUCUCCCUGGGUGGCUACACCUUUGCACAGAUGCUCCUGCUCAUGGGCCAGGACCUGGGGCUCCACGGCAGCGUGGCCCAGCGCCUGAACGGCCAUAUUUUCGACAGCCUGGUGGUGGGCAGCCUGGACCGCAUGGCGCUGGGUGUGUCUCAGCUGAUGAAGCCACAGGCCCUGGGCACAGUGGUCAGGGCCACAGCCAUGUUCUACUUCCACCUGUGUCCCAGCUGUACCAUCCGGCAUUACGAGGCUGCGGUGGGCGCGUUCCAGCAGCCACCCGUCAGGCCCCCGACGCUUGUCUACUAUAGCCUGGACGAUCCCCUCUGUGACAGUGCCCGCCUGCAGGAGCUGCUGGCCGCCUGGCAGCAGCUGGGCAUGCCGGUGUGGGUGCAGGCCUGGGAGACCUCGCGCCAUGUGGCCCACCUGCGCCAGCACCCCCUGGAGUACAGCAGCACCCUCGCCACCUUCCUGGGGAGGCUCGGCCUUGUGGCCCCCGCAGCCCGGCUCUGA